AAAGAACUUUCAAAACUUGCUCCAGGUGAAUUCACUUUUAGAUAUGAUAACCCUGUUGGGUGUAUCAAAUGGCAUGAUACUAAAGAUGUGCAUGUUUUGACAACAGCAGUCAAUCCAUCAGAAGUUUCUGUUAUCAAAAGAAGACAGAAAAAUGGCACACUGAAAGAUAUGUUUUGUCCUACUGCAAUAGCUACAUAUACUUAGCAUAUGGGUGGAGUGGAUAAACUGGAUCACUUUAGAAGUUCUUAUCCUAUUGGCAGAAAAUCCAGAAAAACAUGGCUUCGUUUGUUUUGGUUUAUAUUUGAAACAUCAAUUAUAAAUGCUUAUAUACUAUACUGCGAAGAUAAGGAUAGAAAUAAUAUUCAUAGUGAUUUCAGACUUCGCUUGGCAAGAGCUCUCAUAAAUGGGUUGGUUGGUGGUGGUUACUAUGUUUCCAUGUUGCAUUUUACAACAAAUUAUUUACAGAUUGUAUUUUGUAUUUCAGAUAUACAGAAAGAAAACAAGCUGCUGUCAAGUUCAUAAAAAAGAAAAAUGGUCUGAGUGUUCCGGAUGAAAUCAGGCUAUCCAGACUCGGUGAACACUAUGGCAAAAAGGGCAGCUACAGGAGGUGCAGACACUGCAGUACUAGAGCCAAAGAAGUCAGAACCUAUUUUGAGUGCAAAAUAUGUGAGGUGCCCUUAUGCUUCGUUCCGGAACAAUUCCAUAAAAUAAACUAAUAUAGAAGUAGCCUCUUUUUUAUUUUACCUUGGAUAUACCACGUUUUUAUGAAAGGUAAUACAGGUUUUUAUAUAAUUAUAUAAAAUAAUAGGUAAAAAUAAUGUUGUUCUAAUCGGGCAAUGGUAGAAUAGCUCCCACAUAGAUUAAAAUAAAAAAAAAAACAAAGUAACAAAAUAUUUAUUUUUAUUUAAAGAAUUCUGGUAACAUCACAUUUAAGACUCACUGCAUUUAAAACCUCUUAAGUAGACCAAUUCACGGUGCCUGAUUAAGGGUUAAAUAUCAUAGUGUUAACACAAAGAAAUUAAGGCAGUUUAGAGAAUUAGGUAAACCUUGCGUGUGUAAGAUGAAAUGCUUUGACAAAUUUACUCAAGCAGAUCGUUUGGAGCUAUUUCAACAUUAUUGGAAUAUAGAAGACCAUGAAAAACAAUGGCUUUACAUACAGAAGUUGAACAGCCUAAAGUUACCAAAGUUCAAAGAAAGCGAGAUAGGUCUCGCACAUUAAUUUACUAUCUACCAUUAUGUAAAGAUGUUACAAGUCACAAAACUUAGAGUAAGCAAAGUAAUGUUUUUAAAUACUUUGGGUAUCAAAGAAAAAACUGUUUACUCUGCUAUGAAUAAAUAUACGAAUAACUUGCAAAUAACGGAUUUACGGGGCAAACAUGCUAACCGUCCCCACAAAACAAGUGAUGAAACUGAGCAAAGUGUAAUACAUCACAUAAAAUCAUUCCCAUGUAUCGAAUCUCACUAUUUAAGAAAGCAAACUAUGUAGGUGUCAAUAUCUCGCCUCUGAUUUAAACUUGUCUAAAAUGCAUCGAUUAUAUGUAGUUUGGAUGUCAGAAAAUUUAAACACAGUAAAAGAAGCAAGUUUAUACCAACAUAGUAAUAUUUUUAAUUCCCAAUUUAAUCUUUCAUUUAAACCAAAGAAAGAUAUGUGUCAAAUCUGUAGUCUUUAUGAAAAUGCUGAUGUUGACCGUAAAAUUGAACUAAAGGACAACUACGAAAGCCAUUUAAAAAAUAAAACCCUGAUACGCAAAAUUAAAGAUAACGAAAAAGCUACAUCAAAUCCUGCCUGAGACUACGACUGUCGCUGUGUUUGACUUGGAAAAGAUAUUAAACUUGCCACAAUUCAAUGUGGGUAUUUUUCAUUAUAAAAGGGAAUAUCCAGUCUAUAACUUCACGGUAUACAAUUUAUAAUCCUUACAAGGAUACUGCUAUUUGUGGCACGCACAGAUAGCUAGAAGAGGGGCUAACGAAAUUGCAAGCUGUCUUCUUCAAAAAAGAAGCACUCAAUGGUGUCAAAUCAGUGUCUUUAUAUUCUGAUAAUUGUUCGGGCCAGAAUAGAAAUCGAUUUAUAUUUGCUAUGUACAUGCACGCUUCCCGUACACUAAAUUUGGAUAUAGUUCAUAAAUUUUUACAAACAGGUCAUACCCAAAAUGAAGGGGACUCUAUCCCUUUAACGACGCUCUUAUACGAUCGUGCGUUCAACUUUACAAAAAUAUUUUCGCGCGCUCGAUCAACUUUUAACGUUUAGUAUAGUGUGAACUUUGCCGCAAAGGUUACACUUGCGAGAAGUUGUCGCGGAUUUCUGCCCUUUUUAAAAUGGCGGUGCAGCUGAUCGACGCGCGUGGACAAAAAAGAACAUCAACCUCGGAGUACUUAUUAGAAUUGAUAGGAGACGGAAACGAGUCUGAGAUAGAGGGUUUCGAAGACGAGGAAUGUCUUGAAGAGGAAGGCAUUGAUUCUGUGCCAGAUCGGGUGGCGGGUCAGUCGUAUUCGGAUGACGAAAUUUCUAAUAGCGAGCGAGAAGAAGAAGCCACUAAUAUUCAGGUACCAGAAAUUAUACGUCCUAGUUUGAAUACAGUCUGUGUUGGAUCUCAACGUGGUCGUGGGGAUUCACAGAGAGGUGGAGGACCUUCGCAACGAAAUCGUGGUGUCUGUCAACGUGGUCGUUCUGUAAGUCGCCGGCAUCAUCUACCUGAUCGUUCACCAAGCGCACCAACCACAUCUCAUGGUAAUUCUCGGCACCGCACGAGAGACCGCAUGAGUAGAAAUGAUCAGCUGCUUAAUUUAUCAGGAACUUCGCCACCUCUACCUAGCGUUCGUGCUCAGUCCGAGGUAACUCAACGCAACAGGGAUCCGUCUAGGCGAAGGCUAUGGAAAUCUAUUCCAUUUGACCAAAAAGAGCAUAAUUUUCCGCCACGGAACAACAAACUAUUAGAAGGCCUCUCGAAUACUUCGAGGACUAUUUUGACGAUGCAUUUUAUGAGAAAGCUGCUUACUGCACAAAUAAUUACUACUUGAGACAAAC
Molecule: messenger RNA, 3025 nt
Organism: Spodoptera litura
Lineage: Eukaryota; Metazoa; Arthropoda; Insecta; Lepidoptera; Noctuidae
Source: RefSeq, a predicted model, not a curated record